CCUCUCGAUCAACCUCUACUUCCCCACCUUCAAAAACACCCUCUGCCAUCACCAACAAUCCUCAACGAUCAUGGCAGAGAUCAAAAUCGACAAAAACCUCUUCCAAGAGCGAUUAUCGCGCUUCGUAUCGGCAUGGAAGACCGACAAACGAAGUGGUGACACGCUCUUCAACGGAGCCUCCUCCAUCGUGGUGCUGAUGGGCAAGACCGAGGAAGCAGCGCAAUUUCAAAAGAAUAAUGCGAUUCAUUUCUGGUUGCUUGGUUACGAGUUUCCUGCUACCCUCUUCCUCUUCACCCUCGAUGGGCUCUAUAUUGUCACAACCGCAAAGAAGGCAAAGCACCUGGAGCAUCUCAAGGGCGGAAAGAUACCUCUACAUGUUCUGGUCCGAGGCAAGGAUAACGAGGCCAACGAGAAGCUGUUCGUUGAUAUCAACAAUCAUAUCAAGGCGGCAGGCAAGAAAGUUGGUAUAUUGCCAAAAGAUACUUCGAGUGGCCCCUUCAUCGAUGAAUGGAAGAAGGUCUACAGCAACAUCUCCAAGGAAGUCGAGGAGGUAGAUAUCGCCCCGGCAUUGUCUGCGGCUGCCUUGGCGGUCAAAGAUGAGAAUGAAUUGAGAGCAAUGCGAAAUGCCUCGAAGGCCUGCAUCGCCUUGAUGAACCCGUUCUUCCUCGAGGAAAUGUCAAAUGUUUUGGAUGAAGAGAAGAAGGUCAAACACAGUGCUCUGGCGAACAAGGUUGAUGGUCAGUUGGACAAUACCAAAUUCUGGAACACCGUCGAGUUGCCCAAUAAGCAGAAGAUGCCUUCAGAUUUCGACCCUUCACAGCUCGACUGGACUCACGGCCCGAUCAUUCAGAGUGGUGGCAAAUUUGACCUCAAGAUGACUGCUCAGGUUGACGACGAAUUGUUGCAUGCUGGGAUCAUCAUCGCUUCGAUGGGCCUUCGGUACAAGUCAUACUGCUCUUUGAUUGCACGAACCUACUUGGUCGAUCCCAAUAAGUCGCAAGAGAGUAAUUACAAGUUGCUCCUCCAGGUUCAUGGUCUUGUGAUGAAGGAGAUCCGAGAUGGCGCUAACGUCAAGGAUAUCUACGCCAAAGCCCUACAAAUGAUCAGAACUCGAAAGCCCGAGCUCGAGAAGCAUUUCCUCAAGAACGUUGGCGCCGGUGUUGGUAUCGAAACUCGCGAUAGCACUUUGAUCCUCAAUGGCAAAAGCACUCGGUCUUUGAAAGAUGGAAUGACUCUUUGCGUCACAACCGGCUUCAGUGACAUUGAAAACCCGAACCCUCAAGACAAGAAGAGCAAAACAUAUUCUAUGGUUCUUUCAGAUACUGUCCGCGUUUCUCCCAACGAAUCAGUGGUAUUCACAGGCGAUGCUCCCUCGGACUUGGAUGCAACUUCAUUUUUCUUCAAAGACGAUGAGGAGCAUGAACCAACACCAAAAAAGGCCAACAAAAAGGAUUCUUCUGUGGGCGCUGUAGCCGCGAAGAACAUCACCAAGACCAAGUUGCGUGCCGAGCGAACAACUCAGAGCGAUGAAGGUGCUGAGGCGAAGAGACGUGAGCACCAAAAGGAAUUGGCCAAGAAAAAGCAAGAGGAAGGCCUCGAACGAUUCUCUGAGGCUACAGGUGAUUCGAAUGCCACGGCUGUCAAGAAGUUCAAGCGCUUCGAGUCAUACAAGCGCGACAACCAAUUUCCCAAUAAGGUCAGAGAUCUGGCUAUUGUUGUGGACCAGAAGAAUGCCACUGUGGUCCUUCCUAUCAUGGGUCGGCCAGUCCCAUUUCACAUUCAGACCAUCAAGAAUGCGAGCAAGAGUGACGAGGGAGAGUUUGCCUACCUCCGAAUCAACUUCCUAUCGCCUGGCCAGGGUGUUGGCCGAAAGGAUGAUCAGCCAUUCGAAGAUGCUUCUGCACACUUCGUACGAAGCUUGACGUUCAGAUCUCAUGACGGAGACCGCCUUCAAGAAAUCUCUAAUCAGAUCGGUAAUAUGAAGAAGGAUGCCGUCAAGCGAGAGCAAGAGAAGAAGGAGAUGGAAGACGUUGUUGAGCAGGACAAAUUGGUGGAGAUUCGAAACCGUCGACCGGCUGUCAUGGAUAAUGUAUUUAUCCGCCCUGCUAUGGAUGGGAAGCGAGUGCCAGGAAAGGUGGAGAUCCAUCAGAAUGGUCUCCGGUAUCAAUCACCUCUCAAUACGCAACACCGAGUCGACAUCCUCUUUAGCAACGUCAAGCAUCUCUUCUUCCAACCAUGUCAACAUGAACUGAUCGUCAUUAUUCAUGUCCACCUCAAGGAUCCAAUUUUGAUCGGAAAGAAGAAGACUAAGGAUGUUCAAUUCUACCGUGAAGCUACAGACAUCCAAUUCGACGAGACUGGAAACAGGAAGCGAAGAUACAGAUACGGUGACGAGGAAGAGUUCGAGCAAGAACAAGAAGAGCGCAGACGUCGAGCUGCUUUGGACCGAGAAUUCAAGGCAUUUGCCGAGAAGAUUGCUGAAGCUGGCAAGAAUGAGAAUGUAGAUGUCGACGUUCCAUUUCGAGAGCUUGGCUUCAGUGGUGUGCCAUUCCGGUCCAGUGUCUUCUGUCAACCUUCAACGGAUUGCUUGGUUCAACUCACCGAGCCGCCAUUCAUGGUUAUCACUCUCGAGGACAUUGAAAUUGCACAUCUCGAGCGUGUCCAAUUUGGUCUCAAAAACUUCGAUAUGGUCUUCGUUUUCAAGGACUUCCACCGUCAACCGUAUCACAUCAACACCAUUCCCGUCGAGUCUCUCGAAAAUGUCAAGGAAUGGCUGGACUCCGUCAACAUCCCGUUCUCUGACGGCCCCUUAAAUUUGAACUGGCCCACAAUCAUGAAGACUGUAACAGCAGAUACUCAUCAGUUCUUCGUUGACGGCGGUUGGUCAUUCUUGCAGACUGAGACUGAUGACGAGGACAACGAGGCGGAGAGCGAGGAGAGUGCCUUCGAGAUGAGCGAUAGCGAACUUGCCGCCUCAGAAGAGUCGAGCGAAGACGACAGCGAUUUCGACAGCAAUGCUUCUGCUGAUGCCAGUGAAGAGGGUAGCGACGACGAUGCCAGUGGCGAGGACUGGGACGAGCUUGAGAAGAAGGCCAAGCGAAAGGAUAGGGAGAGCGGUUUGGAAGAUGAAGAUGAAGCACCAAAGAAGAAGAGAAAGCAUUGAGUGAACUUCUCCGAUUUCAAAGCGAACAAGGUCUAGAAGAUGAAUAUAUGCGUAUGGGAGGGAGAAUGCCAAGGUUUGCUCUGCUUUCACGGCAACUGUAAGAUUUGACUUUGAGGUUCGUGAGGGGGGCAGGGCUCCAGAUCCGAUGCAUGGCGUAUGGGAUGAGCAAAAUGGGUUACGUUGAUUUUGAGUUUUUUCUCGGUGGCAAGCAGUGGUUUAUUAUGAGCAUGCAAAUACUUUCCGUAUUGCGUUUCAUCUCAUACGCAUCCAUAAUAAUAAAUGACGACC
Mollisia scopiformis is the source of this 3451-nucleotide messenger RNA. RefSeq names its product transcription elongation complex subunit. Gene Ontology annotation, molecular function: nucleosome binding. The transcript is spliced from 6 exons. The record is from RefSeq and is a predicted model, not a curated record. Gene Ontology annotation, biological process: transcription elongation by RNA polymerase II; positive regulation of transcription elongation by RNA polymerase II. Gene Ontology annotation, cellular component: FACT complex. NCBI's taxonomy places the organism in Eukaryota, Fungi, Ascomycota, Leotiomycetes, Helotiales, Mollisiaceae. The coding region runs from base 71 to 3163 and encodes 1030 amino acids.